AUGUUGGACGGUCUUCUUCAGUCCUCCACUUCAGUCUCCCUGCUGGGGGCCACUGUGGUCCUGCUGGUCCUCCACCUUCUUUACUCCACCUUCAGCUCCCAGGAAAAUCGGACUCAGCCUCCAGGACCUAAACAUCUUCCCCUGCUUGGUAACCUGCUUCAGGUGGAUCUGAAGAGACUCGACAGCGCUCUUUUUGAUCUGUCCAAAAAAUAUGGACCGGUGUUCACAGUCUACUUUGGACUUAAGAAGGUGGUGGUCCUGGCAGGAUACAGGACAGUCAAACAGGCUCUGGUCAACCAUGCUGAGGAGUUUGGAGACAGAGAGGUCACUCCCAUAUUUUACGAUUUCAACAAAGGACACGGCAUACUAUUUUCCAAUGGCGACUCGUGGAAAGAAAUGAGACGUUUUGCUCUGACUACACUGAGAGAUUUUGGGAUGGGCAAGAGGAUUAGUGAAGGAAAAAUCAUUGAGGAAUGUAAUUACCUGACUGAAGAAUUUGAACAACAUGAAGGUAACAGUAUCUCCUCUAAAGCACUGCAUGGAUUUAUAUACACACUGAAAAAAUCACUGUGUCCCACUGUACCUGUUGGGUAGAAACCAGUCAC
This is a messenger RNA of Seriola dumerili (greater amberjack), 605 nucleotides long. Its product is annotated as cytochrome P450 2K1-like. Gene Ontology annotation, biological process: xenobiotic metabolic process. The transcript is spliced from 3 exons. Gene Ontology annotation, cellular component: cytoplasm; intracellular membrane-bounded organelle. The coding region runs from base 1 to 594 and encodes 197 amino acids. The record is from RefSeq and is a predicted model, not a curated record. Gene Ontology annotation, molecular function: iron ion binding; heme binding; oxidoreductase activity, acting on paired donors, with incorporation or reduction of molecular oxygen, reduced flavin or flavoprotein as one donor, and incorporation of one atom of oxygen. NCBI's taxonomy places the organism in Eukaryota, Metazoa, Chordata, Actinopteri, Carangiformes, Carangidae.